Psylliodes chrysocephalus is the source of this 513-nucleotide messenger RNA. NCBI's taxonomy places the organism in Eukaryota, Metazoa, Arthropoda, Insecta, Coleoptera, Chrysomelidae. The record is from the annotation of a GenBank genome assembly.
AUGUUGAAAGCUGCCCCCCUCUCCCCUAGUACUUCUAAAAGAUCGAAAUCACGCAGUCCAUCUAAACUUUCUUGUAGUACUUCUACAAGAACGAGAUCAUGCAGUCCAUCUAAACCUUCUUGUAGUACUUCUACAAGAUCGAAAUCACGCAGUCCACAUGGGUCAUAUAGGUCACUGACAAAAGCCCGUAGCCCCUCGCUGGGUACGGCAGACCCCAUGUCCGAGUCAAUACUGCUAAGUGCAGAGGGCAGCUACAGCUCUAUUGAUGAAAUAGAAUCCGAAAACUCGCCAAAUGAAAAUACUGAGGUAUUUACAGCACAAAACUCAGACCCCACCGAUAUCCUAGACGAAACCACCUUGGAAUGGUUAGGCAAACUGGCAAAGCAAACGAAUGAAAUAAAAAUUCAUCCGAUAAUUCAAACACGCUGGCGCACGAUUCUUUCAAGCGGACUGAACAAAGAAGAAAGAGCAAAAAUAGUUGCAAAAGUUCCAACACCCGCCAUAAGAGGAUGA